CCGGACUACGAGGCGCCCCCUGAGGGGCGGAGGAAUCGGGCCUGGGGAGCGGGCGCUGAGGGAGGAGCCAGGUCGGAGCGGCAGAGGGCCCUGGCUGGCGAGGAGGUGGAGGGCUGAGGCCCGGAGGAGGCCCCGCCGCGAUGGGCAACCUGGAGAGCACCGAGGGCGGCCCCGGCGAGCCGCCCUCCGUCCCGCUGCUGCUACCGCCCGGCAAGACGCCGAUGCCCGAGCCGUGCGAGCUGGAAGAGAGGUUCGCCCUAGUGCUGAGCUCCAUGAACCUGCCUCCUGACAAGGCCCGGCUCCUGCGACAGUACGACAACGAGAAGAAGUGGGAUCUCAUCUGUGAUCAGGAACGAUUCCAGGUGAAGAAUCCUCCCCAUACCUAUAUCCAGAAACUCCAGAGCUUUUUGGACCCCAACGUAACACGGAAGAAGUUCAGGAGGAGAGUGCAGGAGUCAACCAAGGUCCUACGUGAGCUGGAGAUCUCACUUCGCACCAAUCACAUCGGGUGGGUGAGGGAAUUUCUCAAUGAGGAAAACAAAGGCCUGGAUGUGCUGGUGGAUUACCUGUCAUUUGCCCAAUGUUCUGUCAUGUUUGACUUUGAGGGUCUGGAGAGUGGCGAUGACAGUGCAUUUGACAAGCUCCGGUCCUGGAGCAGGUCAAUCGAGGACCUGCAGCCGCCCAGCGCCCUGUCGGCCCCCUUCACCAACAGCCUCGCUCGCUCUGCGCGCCAGUCCGUGCUCCGGUACAGUACUCUCCCUGGCCGCAGGGCCCUGAAGAACUCCCGCCUGGUGAGCCAGAAGGAUGAUGUCCACGUCUGUAUCCUUUGUCUCAGAGCCAUCAUGAACUAUCAGUAUGGCUUCAACUUGGUCAUGUCCCACCCCCACGCUGUCAAUGAGAUUGCACUUAGCCUCAACAACAAGAAUCCAAGGACCAAAGCUCUGGUCUUGGAGCUGCUGGCAGCUGUGUGUUUGGUGCGAGGAGGUCAUGAAAUCAUUCUUGCUGCCUUUGACAAUUUCAAAGAGGUGUGUAAAGAACUGCAUCGGUUUGAGAAGCUAAUGGAGUAUUUCCGGAAUGAAGACAGCAACAUUGACUUCAUGGUGGCCUGCAUGCAGUUCAUCAACAUUGUGGUGCACUCAGUAGAGGACAUGAAUUUCCGGGUCCACCUGCAAUACGAGUUCACCAAGUUGGGGCUGGAGGAAUUCCUGCAGAAGUCAAGGCACACGGAGAGCGAGAAGCUGCAGGUGCAGAUUCAGGCAUACCUGGACAAUGUGUUUGACGUAGGGGGGUUGUUAGAGGAUGCUGAAACCAAAAACGUAGCCCUGGAAAAGGUGGAAGAACUGGAAGAGCACGUGUCCCACCUCACAGAGAAGCUGCUGGACCUGGAGAAUGAGAAUAUGAUGCGAGUGGCAGAGCUGGAGAAGCAGCUACUACAGCGGGAGAAGGAGCUGGAGAGCAUCAAGGAGACAUAUGAGAACACGAACCACCAGGUGCAUACUCUCCGGAGGCUCAUUAAAGAAAAGGAGGAGGCUUUCCAACGCCGGUGCCACCUGGAGCCAAGUGCCCGGGGCCUGGAUUCCGUGGGUGGUAGCGAGGCCCUAGCCAGGAUAGGCCCUACAGAGUUGAGUGAGGGCAUGCCACCCUCUGACCUGGACCUGUUGGCUUCAGCCCCACCUGCUGAGGAGGCCCUUCCUCUGCCCCCUCCACCAGCUCCGCCUUUGCCCCCACCUCCUCCUCCACUACCAGACAAGUGUCCCCCUGCCCCACCUCUCCCUGGUGCUGCUCCUUCUGUUGUGUUAACAGUGGGCCUGUCAGCCAUUCGCAUCAAGAAACCUAUCAAGACAAAGUUCCGGCUGCCAGUCUUCAACUGGACAGCACUGAAACCCAAUCAGAUCAAUGGCACUGUCUUCAGUGAACUUGAUGAUGAGAAGAUCUUGGAGGACUUAGACCUGGACAAGUUUGAAGAGUUAUUUAAGACAAAAGCCCAGGGUCCUGCCCUUGACCUCAUCUGCUCCAAGAAUAAGACUGCACAAAAGGCUGCCAGCAAGGUGACCCUUUUGGAAGCCAAUCGUGCCAAGAACCUGGCUAUCACCCUUCGCAAGGCUGGGCGCUCAGCUGAGGAGAUCUGCAGGGCCAUCCACACGUUUGACUUACAGACAUUACCUGUAGACUUCGUGGAAUGCCUGAUGCGCUUCCUGCCCACAGAGGCUGAGGUGAAGCUGUUGCGGCAAUAUGAGCGUGAACGGCAGCCCCUGGAGGAGCUGGCCGCUGAGGACCGCUUCAUGUUACUCUUUAGCAAGGUGGAACGGCUGACCCAGCGAAUGGCUGGCAUGGCUUUUCUGGGCAACUUCCAGGACAACCUGCAGAUGCUCACACCGCAAUUGAAUGCCAUCAUUGCAGCCUCUGCCUCUGUCAAGUCCUCACAGAAACUGAAGCAGAUGCUGGAGAUCAUACUUGCAUUGGGGAACUACAUGAACAGCAGCAAGCGAGGUGCUGUGUACGGCUUUAAGCUCCAGAGCCUGGAUCUGCUGCUGGACACAAAGUCCACUGACCGGAAAAUGACACUGCUGCACUUCAUCGCCUUGACAGUGAAGGAGAAAUACCCAGACCUGGCUACCUUCUGGCAUGAGCUGCACUUUGUGGAGAAGGCUGCAGCAGUGUCCCUGGAGAACGUGCUGCUAGAUGUGAAAGAGCUGGGCCGGGGCAUGGAGCUGAUUCGGCGGGAAUGCAGCAUUCAUGACAACAGCGUCCUUCGAAACUUCCUCAGCACCAAUGAAGGCAGGCUGGACAAGCUCCAGCGUGAUGCCAAGACUGCUGAGGAGGCCUACAAUGCAGUUGUGCGCUACUUUGGCGAGAGUCCCAAGACCACACCUCCUUCUGUGUUUUUUCCAGUAUUUGUCCGAUUCAUUCGUUCUUACAAGGAAGCAGAACAAGAGAAUGAAGCUCGCAAGAAACAAGAGGAAGUAAUGCGGGAGAAGCAGCUGGCUCAGGAAGCCAAGAAGCUGGAUGCCAAGACUCCAUCCCAGCGAAACAAAUGGCAACAGCAGGAGCUAAUUGCAGAGUUGAGGCGGCGCCAAGCUAAGGAACACCGGCCUGUUUACGAGGGGAAGGAUGGUACCAUUGAGGAUAUCAUCACAGGCUUCAAACACGGGCCCAUGAGCAUUCGUAACCAAGGCAGGAGUGCUGCACCACCCAGUGGCCCUCCUCGGGCUCCAGGUCCUCACUGAGAUCCUCUUGGAGGUAGAAGUACUUUAACUCUUCCUGCAAGUCCGGACAGUGGACCCAGGGCCCAGCAGAGGGCUGUGCUGUUCCAGCUGCAGCCACUCCAGCUCUGGGGCUGGAUCUUCCCUGUACCACUGUGGGUACUAGGUCUAUAGGGGCCUGGCACUUCCCUAGUGCUUCCCAUAAUGCACCUUGCCCCCAGCCUUCAACUUCAUUCAGGGCUGGGAAAAACCACUUCCAGCUUUGGCUCAUGAGGGCAGAUGGCCCCUCUCCCACUAGAGUCUAACAGGAUGAAAAAGGAAAAUGCUGUCCUUCCAUUUUUUUUUUCCUUUUUGUAGUCCCAGUCAGCUCUGGUCUAAAAAUAUCCAGGCUCAUGGAUCCCUGGACUGGCAAUAUCAGAUCAUCUCACCGAGUAAAGCCCUUCCUUACCUGGGCCCACUCUGCUGAGCCCAAGUGAAAAAGGGUAGAGGAGCAAUGUCGGGCCCACUGCCUUCUUGCACAUUCUACCUGAGACUUUAGGUUUUUGUCCCGCCUUCUAGGCCCUUGGUCCCACCCACCUUGGCAUCCAGCUUCUUGGCUUCCUGAGCCAGCUGAUUCUCCCGCAUUACCUCCUGCUUCUUGCAGGAGCUUCUUGCUCUACUUCCUCAAAACCAAAGGUUUGUGGGGGAAGGAAGACUUGAGGCUUUCAAAGAUGGAAAAGGAGGGGCUAACACUGAGUGAGCAUGGAGAGUGUGACUGUGGGACCAGCUAACCCCAGGUGGCCAUCCUCUGGAGGGGUACUUCCUGCUCCAAACAAUGAAAGGAAGGGCUUGAACCACACCCUGCCCACUGUCUUCCCACUGAGUGAAGAAGAGCAAAGAUACUGCACCAGCUCCAAGACUGCUAGAGGAAGGAUGUGCCAGGAUCUCACCUUUCCUUAGCUAGGUGGAUUCUGGCCAGGAACAGGCAACAUAGAGGAUCUUCAUAGACUGUUUGCUCAGUUCUCUACUAGGUUCUCUGACCCUGGAAGGGAUGCGGGGGCACUUUGUUUUGUAUAUGUACCAUUUCCUGUCUCUCUUGUACAUAAACCCCACACCUCU
This is a messenger RNA of Microtus ochrogaster (prairie vole), 4301 nucleotides long. RefSeq names its product formin like 3 (gene Fmnl3). The record is from RefSeq and is a predicted model, not a curated record. Gene Ontology annotation, molecular function: small GTPase binding; actin filament binding. NCBI's taxonomy places the organism in Eukaryota, Metazoa, Chordata, Mammalia, Rodentia, Cricetidae. Gene Ontology annotation, cellular component: cytosol. Gene Ontology annotation, biological process: cell migration; cortical actin cytoskeleton organization; regulation of cell shape.